UCCCGCCCCGCCCCCGGGCCUGGCCACCUGCCGGGGAAACUUGUGGAUUGUUGCCCUCGGGUCGCUUCUGGGCGGGGACGCUGAACUGGGCUAUGGAACGUCCGUCGGGGACUCGCGAGCCCCGGGCCCAGCCGAGAGAGCGGGACCCAGACAGGCACCCCCGCUCGGACCGAGACCGCCACCCCGAGCGAGAGCGGGACAGAGCCGGGGACCGGCGCAGGGAGAGAAACGGAGGCGGGCGGAGGGACGGGGACCGGGACAGGGAAAGGGACCGAGAACCCCGCCAGGACAGACACAGAGCCGGGGACCAUCGCACUGGUGAACAAAGAGUUCGGGGAGCAGAAAGUGAACCCACUUCAGGGAGAUACCCACUCUCGAACCCCAGGCCUGAACUGGAGGAAGUGGAGUAUUACCAGUCAGAGGCUGAAGGACUCCUGGAAUGCCACAAGUGCAGAUACCUGUGCACCGGAAGAGGUGUGAUACAGAUAGUGGAGGUGAUACUGAAUGGGAUGAUUCUCAUGUGUAUCGUGGCCUCUUACUUUGUCCUUGCUGGAUUCAGCGCCAGCUUUGCGAGCGGCGGCGGAUUUGGGAACAACUAUUACUCACCAUUUGAGGGCACUGAGCUGGAGCAGGUUCGGCAGCUGGACCAGCAGUACACGGUCCUCCGGGCACCCCUGAUAUAUGGCGGCGUGGCUGUUUCUCUGGGGCUGGGUGUCCUCACCUUGGGUGUUUUACUCCAAGGAGCCAAGAGUCUGAACAAACUGCCAAGGAAGUGGCUCCUCCUGGAGGCCGCCUUCAGCCUUCUUGCAGCGGUAGGCUACUGCGUAGGCAUCGGUGUUUACCUCCACGCUGCCUUACAGAUCAAUUCCACGGACACGUGCAGGACAAGGGAGAGGGUCUACGCCCGCAAGGGGCUCACCUGGAUGAACUGCCAGCUGUCAGGCACUGACGGCGCAGCAGCCACCUUUGCUUGUCUUCUGGUGAUCAUGUACGGUGCCAGUGUGGUGCUGGCCCUGCGGAGCUACCGAGAACAGAAGCACUACCAAGACAGCCAAGAACAGCACAGAAAUUACAGUGAUGCACCAGAAUACCUGUGGUCUGGAACACUCUGAGGUCUUCUGGAACCUAAAUGUCAACCCACCUCCCUUAUUUCUCUCAAAAAGAUGGGUCCGUUGAAAUUGCACAUUAGACAACAGUGGUUUCACAUAACUUGAUUUUAUAAAUGCUCCCUUUGGUACCAGUGCAAAGCUAAAUAAUCAUCCCAUUUUUCUGUAAGUCUUUGUUGGCUGAAGAGCUUGAAAAAAAUACCUCCACCUUUGCUACAAAGAAUAACAUCCCAAAUUUGGGUAUACCCUUCUGGUUUGGCUCCCUUGCCAAAUGGUAAGGUAAUAAUCACAACAGCUAAAUAGCCAGAGAAAUUCUGAAGAUGAGAACGACACAUCAGGGAUAGCAGGCCCAGUGUGACAGUAGAGAUAUCUUUCCUGUCCUAACUAAAGUCACUAAGAAAAACAUUCCAUUUCCCCCUGUAUUUGGUCCCAGUGGAAUGAUUUUAAAGCAUUUGUGUGGUUAAAGUCCAAAUGAGUUAUUACACUGGGCUCCUGCUGGAGCAUGAGGGAGCAAAAGUAACAGGUGCCCUUGCUCACUCCCCAGGGAGGAGCGAGCAGCUGGGUCCUAAGUGGGGUGAGGGCAGGCCUUCGAAGGUGGGUCAUAAUCUCUCAUGACCCUGAAUUGUUUCCAUAAUGUAAGAUAACAUUAACACUGAAUCUCAAAAAUAAAGUUCUUUGAAUAAUUUUAA
Vicugna pacos (alpaca) is the source of this 1795-nucleotide messenger RNA. The record is from RefSeq and is a predicted model, not a curated record. Lineage: Eukaryota; Metazoa; Chordata; Mammalia; Artiodactyla; Camelidae.